ACUUCUUUUCUCCACACUUGCGCGGCCCAAAGGAGGUUUCUAUGCUUUUUGCGCCAUGUCGGGCAAGCCUCAAGUCAUUCUCGUCGUCGGCGGAACCUCCGGCAUUGGCUAUUCCAUAACGCAAUCCAUUCUGUCCUCGCCAUACCUUCCUCUGAAUGCAAAGGUCAUUGCGUUCGGUCUCAUCGACUCCACAAUCAAACUUGAAUUCACCAAGCAACAAAGAGAACGCUUACGAAUUGUUGAGGGCGAUGUCACUGUCGAUGAAGACCGCGAACUAGCGGUGAGGACCUGCUUCAAUGUUUUCGGAGGUUUGGACACCCUCGUGUACUGUGCAGGGAUCAUUACACCGAUCCAAACGUUUGAGAAGCUGAACAUUGAAGCUGUCAAGAGAAGCUUUGAUGUCAAUGUUUUUGGAGCAAUGAGUAUGGUCCAGCUCACACUUCCGCAUCUUCGUGCUUCACGGACCUCACGUCCCCUUAAUGCCGGUCGCGGCAAGGUGAUUAUUCUCACCUCUGCCUGCGACAAUACCGUCACUUACCAUGGAUGGAUGCCCUACAGUACUACGAAAGCCGCACUAACCCGAUUUGUUUCCUGUCUCGCGCAUGAAGAACCCCUUCUGAGCGUACAGGGCGUCUAUCCAAAACUUACGCGCACAAAAAUGAUUGAUGGACUGGUAGAGGGCAAGUAUAGAGGUGUUAUGGCGGAACAUGAAAUGGAGAGGUUCAGGAUUUGGGAUGAGAUGGGGGAUGAGAUGAUAGAGCCACCGGAGUGGUGUGGAGAGGCGGUUGCGAAGAUGGCAUUGGGUUUGUUUGAGGGUGGGAAGAGCGGUGAGACCUUGUAUUAUGACGAGCAUGUUCCACGGAAGAUUACAGGUACAUGAUACAGGGGGAUGGGUCGCGACAAAACUAUCAUAUUAUUAUGCGUUGAUCUGCUAGCAGCAGAAGCACCUACAUUUCAGCUUUCUUAAUUGAAUUACGGUUAUA
This is a messenger RNA of Pyrenophora tritici-repentis Pt-1C-BFP, 983 nucleotides long. Its product is annotated as FabG, Dehydrogenase with different specificities (related to short-chain alcohol dehydrogenase). The record is from RefSeq and is a predicted model, not a curated record. Gene Ontology annotation, molecular function: oxidoreductase activity, acting on NAD(P)H, oxygen as acceptor. Gene Ontology annotation, cellular component: intracellular anatomical structure. Lineage: Eukaryota; Fungi; Ascomycota; Dothideomycetes; Pleosporales; Pleosporaceae.